GUUGUUUCCCCGCGUGUUCCCAGCCUCUGUCCCCGAGGGAAGGCUGAGGGAGGGAGGAAGGGAGGGGCUGCUCCGUGGCCCGCUCCCCUCCCCCUCCCCCUCCUCUUCUUCGCUGGAGUGGUAUCCGGCGGCGUUGCGGCCGGGCUAAGAUGGCAUUUCCCGCCUGGAGCCGGUUGGGGAGGAGUGGCUGGGGCCAUGCUCCCUCCUCCUCCUCCUGCUGGGGGCCUGAGGGGGUCUUCUUGAGGGGCCCAUGGCCUCCUCUGGAGGGGAAGCAGGGGAAGGGGCCCGGCAGGGGGAGCAGCGGGGGCACUCCCUGGAAAGCAUGAGGAAGGUCUUCCUGAGGCGCCCCGCCAAGGCAGGGGAAGGGGGAGAGGAAGAGGAGGAAGAGCAGCCCCCAAAUAAGCCCCUGGGCCCCUCCGAGGCCGAGGUGGGCCCUUCUCCUCCUCCUCCCUCUCUCCCUUCUCCUUCCAGCCCCAAGCGGGAGCCCCGCCGGGAUGCUCAGCGCCUGGUCCUCCACUACUUGGUGCCUUGCAUGAAGGCCUACGGCUUGUGCAUCGUGGACCGCUUCCUGGGCUCCCGCCUGGCCGAGAGGGUCUUCCAAGAAGUCCUGGCUUUGCACCGGAGCCACCAGUUCCAGGACGGAGCCUUGGCCGGACACCGACAGAGCAGCAGCAGCAAAGCCAUCCGCGGGGACCAGAUCGCCUGGGUGGAAGGGAGCGAGCCCGGCUGCCAGCACAUCGGCCACCUGCUCAAGAGGAUGGACAGGCUGGUGCUCUACGCCGAGGGCAAGCUGGGGCCCUACACCAUCCGAGGCAGGCACAAGGCAAUGGUGGCCUGCUACCCUGGGAAUGGAACUGGUUAUGUGCGUCAUGUAGAUAAUCCCAAUGGCGAUGGCCGCUGUAUCACUUGCAUUUACUACCUAAACAAGAAUUGGGACUCAAAGCUGCAUGGAGGAAUUCUCCGAAUAUUCCCAGAGGGCAAGUCUUAUGUAGCGGAUGUCGAACCCAUAUUUGACAGAUUACUUUUUUUCUGGUCAGAUCGAAGAAACCCACAUGAAGUGCAACCUUCCUAUGCAACAAGAUAUGCAAUGACUGUGUGGUAUUUUGAUGCUGAAGAAAGAGCAGAAGCCAAAAAGAAAUUCAGGAAUUUAGUUGAUGCAGGGAAGACAGAUGCAGUUCUCAAUGAAGACUAAGUUUACUCAAUGCAUUUUAUUCAAGGAUGAAUUGGAGACUGUUUGCAAGCAAUAAGAUCCAAAGGCAACAUGGUCUUUUUCCUAUGAUUAUUGGACACUCUUUUUACUUGCAGAAAUGCACUAUUUUUGACACUGUCUUGUAUUUGCAUAUUACAGCAAUGGUACUCAUGGCAGCUUCGUAUCACACACCUCUUUGGCAUAAAGCACCCCUAUUUUCUACUUGCCUUUAACUGAAGAAAUACCACCCAGGGUUUUAAAAAAUGAAGAAUAUCACCAACCUUCCCACUAAUGUCAAGAUCAAGUUGCCAAUACUGGUAAUAAAGAUACUAAACAUUCAAAACAGAUGGGGGAAACUUGAGUCUUAUUUGCACUUUAUUUAUCUUGUAUUUUUCAAUGGGAUGGAGCGUUUACAGAGGAUCCUCUGUGGCAGACUACAGAUGGGCAACUCAAACAAUCAAAGAUACAAAACAGAGCAAGACAUUUGUCAAGAGCCAAGGUCGUUAUGCUCAACUUGGGGCCUUUUAUGGACUGCCUUGUCAUUUUCCUGCAUAGACUGUUGGUUGUGCUGGCUUAUAUCAUUAAUUGAGAGAGAGAGCGAGAGAGAAGGAUAAGCUUCCAAUUUGCCAUACAAUUGCCUGGAUUUUAUCCAUGUUGCUAAAAGUAAGCAGCAGUGGCGGUUCCAUAACUUUGCCUUUUAGAGCCCCAGAACAGAGGUAAAGGCAGUUGUGCAGCUGUCUACUGUUUUGUGAAAAAGCAUUUUCUUUUCUGAAUUGUGAUGGAUAUUUGUAUGACUUUCCAAUCUUUUUUUUAAAGGGCCUUCAUUUUAUAACCCCCCCAACUCCUAUCCAAAUUUGUAAACCUUUUUAAAAAGUCGAAGACAAGCUAAAUGCAUAUAUGCCAAGAACUCAUUUUGCCAAGUAUAUUUUUCCUUUUUAUUUCUAAAAUUGAUCUUCCACCUGCCGCAAUUUGUCUGAGAGUAAUAGAACUCUGGUAGUCUGGUGCAUGUUUUUUUAGACUUGGCAAAUACAUAUUUGUAAUGGUGGACAGUUUGAUAAUGCAAAGCUAUUAGGUUUAGUUCAGACCUGUGAUUAACAUGGCAGCAAGCCCCAUUGACACAAUCGCAAGCCCCAUUGACACAAUCACAUUUCAAAGGAGAUACAGAUAGGGUGGCACUUUUAUAUUUCUGAUCUGAUGUCAGUCGGGCUUGGACUGUACAGCAGUUGCAAAUUUAAUCACUCUUUGUGAAUCUAUGAGAAAGUGUGUUGAGUACUGCAGCCUUAUAGUUCAGUCAUAAGAAUAGUUGUGCCAGCAUACAUGUGUGUGUUGGAUGGAUUUAUCUAUGCAAUAUCAUAAAGCAUCACCUUGCAGGAAGACACACUAUGAAAUGGUUUUGGAAUGUGGUUCAUAGUCUCUGUACUGCCACAUCAGAGCCCCACUGCAGGUUGGGUGACUGUGUAGAUUAAUUUUGAUAUAUAUUUAAACUGAGUAGGGGGAAAUUGCUCAGUCCCACAUGUUACAUUACUACAGGUAAAUAUUUCCUUCCUUAAUUUGAGCCCUGAGUUGCACAGAUACAGGGUUAAUAAAGAUCAAGCAGAUAUUUUCUCACCCUAAUUUUACUUUUUAAAAGACAAAAGAUCUUCAGUGAGUAAAUUUUCUCUGCUGCUUUACUCAAUAAACAGCAGAACAUUGGAUGUUCAGCAUUUAGCAUGGAUCAUGCUUAGAAUGGAAGAUCCAACAGUCGUUCUACAAAAAUAUUCUUGAUUUCAGGAAGGAAAACUAAUGUAAACAUACUGUCAGGGUAAAUUCUCUGUCUUAACUGAUAUCUCUAGUGAUGUUGUGAACACUGUAUCAGAGAUUCUGUUUGUUCUUCCAUGUGUGUAUUUAUAUAUAUUCUCUUCCAUGUUCCAUAUCCUCUCAGUAACAUAAUUGACUCCGGCAACUCUCAUUUUCCUUUUUCAUAUUAACCAACCUCUUCUUCAGCCAAUUCAUUUCCUGCUGUUCUCCUUUAUGAUGGAAUGGAAGUUAUUAUAUCACCUUAUUUCUAGACAAGCCAGUUGCUUGUCCCAGAACAGAAACCAGUAAACGAGACAAAUACUGAGGCAUUGUCCAGCCUAACCUGUUUCUGCUGGGUAAUAUUUCAGACACUUAGCAAUGCAGCAUGUAAAAGCAACACAUUUUAUAACAGAAUAGCAAUUGUUUGUACUGGAAAAGAAGCUACUCCUACUGGCCAAUUUGAUGUCUGAUUUAUAAGAUACUUCUGAAUUAUUCAAUUUCUUCUCAAAUUUCCCCUUGAAGGCUCCUAUUUGAUCACAUGGCUUUACACAUUUGGGUGAGAUUGCUGUGUGACCUCUGUAUAUAGCUCCUGUUUCAUUUCAAGAAGAAGUGAUCAGCUCAGGCUAGACGCUGUGGAUAUAGCAUAUACACCAAUGCAUUCCAUUUGUUUUAGUGAGUGAUCAGACUCCCCACCCUACCCAUUCUGUGGGCAACACAGCUUACUGUUAGUGAAGGGGGUGGGGUGGGCAUGGAAAGUUGAAAAGGUCCUCUUUUGCUUCCCAUCAGAACAGUAUUAGCUCCACCAAACAGCUUUCUGGAAAUGGAAGAAAGGCAGGGUUAGUAAUAGCUUGACAUGUGCCAUCACUUAUACCUGUGGCAAAAUAAGUGUUACUUUUUGGACUAUACAUUCCAGAAUCCACCAGCUAGCCUGUCAACUUGCAGGAAAAAUUAACUUUGCAAAGCUAUGGGAGAUGCACUUCUCCCACAUUUUCCUGCAAUCAGACAGAAUUAAAUGUAACCCUCCUCUUUUUCUUUCUUUCCUUUUUUUAAAAGACAAAAUAGUGGAAACUGGUAGAGGAAGAUUUCAUCUCAGUAACUGCAUGUCUUGUCAGGGAGGUUACUACACAUUUUCAGUGAUUGGCUGACAUAUUUCAUGUAAUAUAUGUUGCUUCCUUUUCAUUUUUCUGCAACAGCUGGCCUUACCAGUCUUACUAGAUAUGAAAAGCUGGUCCAUCUGGAGCAUCUGUGAACAUGAAAAAUCUGUGCGCUCACUAGGAGGAUGUAGCUCUAAAGGGGGCGAAAUAUCUGAAUAUUUUAUUGAAGCAUCUUUUUCCAAAAUUUGUGAUGCUUCCAAGACUGAGUAAAGAACAGGUUAAGCAUCUGAAAUGGUUCGAAGUCCAGUUUCAAUUAGUUUCAGAACUGAGAACAGUGGUAAUAGAGCUCCAAAGAAAUGAUGACAAGAAGAACAGGAGAUUACCCCAUUUGGGCUCUUAUUUUCUGGCAUUGUUCUUGUUACCAACAGAGGAUGCCUGCAGGAGAUUGAAACUGAGCAGAGGGUUGGAAGCAAAAGCAUAAAAUAGUUUCUGUGCAUGUAGUGUUAACAAAAUAGGCUUACCAUAUUAUGCAAAGCAAAAUAGGACAUGUUUAUUCAUCGACUAUUUCAAGUCACUGAUCACUGAUGAUUCUUACUUUAAAUACCCCUCCUAUAUAAACUGGGAUAAUAGCUUUUAGAAAUAUUCCUAAUCUUCAUUGUAUUUAAGUAACACAUUUUGCUUUCUCUUUUAUAUCUUCCUGAACAGAAACUUUAGCUCUGAAAAACAGGACAGCUCUGGGAAAAGAUGACAUAACCCUAAAUAAAAUAUGAUUUCUAGACACUUGAAUUUUUACCUCAGAUCUCCCUCACCACAUUCUCAAAUUGUCCAAAUAUGGGCCUGAAUUCUAUUAGUAAAUCCUAUAUAGAAUAAACUCAUUCAAUCAAUUGUUGAUUGAUGAAUAAGUAGAUAGACAGAUACUCUAGUUGGAAUUAGCGAUAGGAUUCAGGCCAUGUUAAUCUAGAGUUAUCUGGAGUAGCAAUAUAAUACUUUCUGUCCAAAAAAGAAACAUCAUUGCAUGUAAGCUAUGGUAUUAAGUCCAUAGUCUUGCAAUGUUCAUUGGUUGCUCAAAUAGUAAACUCAAAAGAAUAUAGUCCAAUUAUUAUCUAUCUAAACGAGAUUUCUUUACACAUGAAACACAUAUUACACCUUUAUCAAAACAAAUUAUGUUAAAAGUGGCAUAAUUGUUGGACAAAAGGGCACUAUUCUUUGUGUUAACCUAUUUGUAUAAAAAGUCUUUUUUAUUUUAAAAUGUGAGUGCAAUCUUAGAGGUUUGAUGGACUGAAGAAUCUCAAAUGCCCUUCAUUGUUUCCUUUCUUCCUGUGAACAGCAACUUCAGAAAUUCUACCUUCCUUUUUUAAUCCCAUAACAAUAUCCCAUUCAUACCCAUUGAUGAGAUAGUAUGGUGUAACUUUUCAGAGUAAUUCAUUCUAGUUCAGCUUGCAUAUGAAGUGCAUCUAUUUGCUGGCGAAUCUCUCUUUGGAUUUCUUCUAUGAUUUACUCCCCAAAGAAGCUUUCUGGGAGUACGUUUUGGACAUACCUUUUGCCAGGUUGAAUGCUGGUCAUUGUUGCUGGCAGAUGGGCUGGAUACUGAUCCACACUGUGGUAUUUUGCCCUCCAAACCACACCUUGUGUUUUAUUUUAAUGUUUUUUUUAAAAAAUGUGGCAUGAAAUAAAAAUGUUGCAGCAGUCAAUAAAACACUGGGUUACAUCAUA
Messenger RNA from Sceloporus undulatus (fence lizard), 5772 nucleotides. RefSeq names its product egl-9 family hypoxia inducible factor 3 (gene EGLN3). The transcript is spliced from 5 exons. Gene Ontology annotation, molecular function: peptidyl-proline 4-dioxygenase activity; ferrous iron binding; L-ascorbic acid binding. Lineage: Eukaryota; Metazoa; Chordata; Lepidosauria; Squamata; Phrynosomatidae. The record is from RefSeq and is a predicted model, not a curated record. Bases 251 to 1192 code for a protein of 313 amino acids. Gene Ontology annotation, biological process: peptidyl-proline hydroxylation to 4-hydroxy-L-proline; cellular response to hypoxia. Gene Ontology annotation, cellular component: cytoplasm; nucleus.